AGGCGCUGAACGUUGCAGUGGGCGGCUGAGGACAGGAGUUCCGUGCUUAACGAUGAUGUUAUUGAUGAUUAAGAGGAGAGGACAGGGGAGGUGUCGGAGUUGGAAGUGAAGAGGAGAAGACAGAAGGAGGAAAAGAAAAAUGGGGGCUAAUGUUUCCAGCUAUCCUCACACUUUCUCUCCCCGUUUUGCGGGAAAUCCACCAACUCAGCAGACAUUCAUUGGGAUGUCUUUGUACACCCAGCAUGGCUACAGUUGGGACUCAAAACUUUACACUUUGGACCAUGGUGGGCAUGAAAGACCUCACGACCACCGCAAGAAGAAGACGUCCAGUCUGGCCACACUGAAACGCCGCUUCAUCCGCCGUCGCAAAGCUGGCAGGUCUGCAGACCACGCCCGGCAGAUGCGAGAACUUUUGGCUUGCUGGGACGUUCGUGAUGUCAACGCACUCGUGGAGGAGUACGAGGGCACUGCCGCCCUCAAAGAGCUGAGCCUGGCCGCUGGACUGGCGAGACCUGAUGCGCCCUCCCUACGCCAUGACAUGGCUUCUCUUUUCCAGCACAAACACUGCACAGAUGUGGACCUGAUAUUCCAAGAAACCUGUUUUCCAUCUCACAGGGCCAUCUUGGCUGCCCGAUGUCCGUUCUUCAAGACCCUGCUGUCGUCUGCCGCGAAAGUUGGCUCAGGUCACGGAGGUACUGAGGUGCUGCUUGAUGUUGGUAGAACAGGCAUGGAUGUGCCACUGUUUUCAGCUCUGCUCCACUUUCUAUACACGGGUGAGCUUGGAGCAGUUGGAGACGACAAACUAGAAACUCAGCUUAGGAAUACUGAUGUCCUGCGGCAGCUUAGUGAGGAAUUUGGUAUGCCCAAUCCUCUUGAAGCAGACAUGAGGAUGCUGUUCCACUCCAUGUGCUAUUAUGACUCUCUUCUCAGUUUCUGUUCAGAUCCAGAAACUGUGGAAGCAUGUGGUAAUGUUUGUGGAAUUGGUGGGGGUGGGAUCAUGGGGGAUAGCCUGACCAAUAGUAACAUAGGAAGCAGUGGACACUCGCCAUGUCCAGAGGAAGACUUGAGAGCCCAUAAAGCUGUGCUUUCAGCUCGUUCUCCAUUUUUCCGCAAUCUUCUACAGCGACGUAUUCGGACCGGGGAGGAUAUGACAGAACGGACACUCCAUACUCCGACAGUUAUUGUGCUGGAUGAAAACAUUAUUCCACGGAAGUUUGCCCAUGUGAUUCUACACUGCAUGUACACAGACGUUGUAGAUCUUUCCUUGGUUGUGCAUGGGAGCCCAUCUCUUGGCAGUCUGAGGGAGGUUCAGGCUGGAUCAACGGGAACGGGAACUGGAACUGGAACUGGAACUGGGACUGGGACAGGACGAGGAAUGAUGUCCACACGCACAGAGGAAGCCAUGGAACUCUACCACAUUGCCCUGUUUCUGGAGUUUGGCAUGCUAGCUCAAGGCUGUGAGGAUAUCAUAGCAGAUAGUAUCUCUCUGGACUCUCUGGUAUCCAUCUUAAGAUGGAGCUCUCAGCCUUAUGGCUCUAAAUGGGUCCACAGACAGGCCAUGCACUUCCUGUGUGAAGAGUUCAACCAUGUCAUGACCUCUGAUGCCCUCUACGAGCUCACCAAAGAACAACUGCUGUCUGCUAUCCAAUCAGAUUACCUGCAGACGAGUGAACAGGACAUUCUGAGGUGUGUGAUUAAAUGGGGUGAACAGCAGCUCAUUAGGAGAAUGGCAGAGCGAGAGCCUAACCUGCUGAGUGGGACAGCUCACAGCGUGAAUAAGCGAGGGGUGAAGAGGAGAGAUUUGGAUGUGGAAGAAUUGAAGGAGAUUCUGUCUCCUCUCUUACCCUAUGUCCGCCUAGAACAUAUUCUCCCAGCCAACAGCGACAUACUCACCGAUGCGAUGAAACGGGGUUUGAUAAGCACCCCUCCGUCCGACAUGUUGCCCACUGCAGAGGGAGGGAAAGCCAAUGCUUGGCUCAGACAGAAGAACACUGGCAUCUACGUUCGCCCGCGUCUUUUCUCUCCUUAUGUAGAGGAGGCCAAAUCGGUCUUGGACGAGAUGAUGGUGGAGCAGACUGAUUUGGUGCGUUUGAGAAUGGUCCGAAUGUCCAAUGUGCCUGACACUCUCUACAUGGUCAACAACGCUGUCCCUCAGUGUUGUCACCUCAUCAAUCACCAGCCAAUCACUGGCAGCCAGAGCAGUGCCCCAUCUAUAGUGGCCAAUGAGAUCCCAGUGCCCAGGCUGGCCGUGGUAAGGCAGAUGAUUGGACGGCUGCAGGAUCUCAGACACACUGAGCAGGUCCAGAGAGCCUUUGCCCUGAACUGUGGAGAAGGAGCUAUUGUCAGCUAUGAGCUGCAGCUACGCGUGCUGAGAGAGUUUGGCCUUCCAGAUGGAGCCGCUGAACUGCUACAGAAUCCUCACAAGUUUUUCCCAGAUGAGCGGUUUGGAGAUGAAAGCCCUCUGCUGAGUCUUCGUUUGUCUGGACGCUGCCGUGUGAACAGUUCCCCUGCCGUGGAUGGCAUGUUCACAGAUUUAGAUACCUUUGGGGCGGUUCAACCACCUUUACCUCCUCCGCCUCCCCCAUAUCAUACUCCAGCGACCCCAAGACAGAGUCAGUUCAAAACAUACUGGAGACCCAGGGUGCCACUUCCGCCCCCCUCACGCUCUCUCUCUUUUCCUUGUAACUACACCUCACUCCGGUGCCACGCUUCAUCAGCUAACAGUCAGAGCAGUCCUGUUUACCUGCCACCAGACUUUACCAGCACACAAGGCAUGGGACUAAGCAUUCACUCAGACACACAAGGGAGCUUGGAGCCCCUGAUUGGUGACUUAAUGCCAGACAUCGCUAUCGGCGUGUCUGCCCUGACCCUAUCUGAUGACCGUGGAGGUCAUGACCCCACACCCCAUCAUUCCUCUGCAACUUCUUGUUCUACCCCUCGCUUCCCUCCUGGACAUCACUCUCUCCCCCCUCCAAACACCUGCAAAAGACAUGCUAAACCAAACGCAGAAUGCCGGGCUGAGUACCCAGACUUGUACAUUUUUUCCAGCCGGUCCGGUUCCCCCCCAUCCAGCCACUCUGUUCAGCCUCCUCACAUGGGCCCGGAUGUCUACAACCACAGCCAGUCCACUUCAGCCACCCUCCUCCCUCCCUCCCUGUCCGAGACUCCUCUGUCAGUACACCCCCAGGGCAGGGAGGGACGUCUAGCUGACCCACUGACCCUGGAAGUCCUGGAUCAAAAGCUGGACUUCUGUGGAGGACCUUCAGGACACUCUGACAAUGAUUCUGACUUGACUUGUGGACUUCCACUGUCAAGGGAUAGUACAGAUCCAUUUGUGGAGACCAGUCGUGUUUCAGAAAGGACGGGGAUCAUGAGUAAUUCCUCCGCUGAAUUUAUGCUACAUAGGAAUAGAACAGAUGAAGCAGCAGGAAGAGACCACAUAUCACCUGGUAAAGCAGAACACCAGUACAGGAAAUCUGUACUUUAGUCUACAGGUGGACACAAAGCUAAUCACACAUGGAACCCAGUGAAUCUUAGAACUAGUUUAUUUUGGCUGGUAUUAGUUGGGUGUCAAGAUGCGACUGCACCAUUCUUGAACAGGUUCUUACGUUGAUAUUUAUGAAAUUUCACCACUGUCAUGGCUUGUUUGUUUUCCAAAGUUUUGGAAGUAUUGUCUUAUACAGAAUUUUAUCAGGGAUUGAA
Molecule: messenger RNA, 3702 nt
Organism: Chanos chanos (milkfish)
Lineage: Eukaryota; Metazoa; Chordata; Actinopteri; Gonorynchiformes; Chanidae
Product: BTB/POZ domain-containing protein 7-like
Exons: 10
Coding region: 140-3487 (1115 amino acids)
Biological process (GO): morphogenesis of a branching epithelium
Molecular function (GO): protein binding
Source: RefSeq, a predicted model, not a curated record